Molecule: messenger RNA, 1382 nt
Organism: Thamnophis sirtalis
Lineage: Eukaryota; Metazoa; Chordata; Lepidosauria; Squamata; Natricidae
Gene: CMTM7
Product: CKLF like MARVEL transmembrane domain containing 7
Cellular component (GO): membrane
Source: RefSeq, a predicted model, not a curated record
UGUUAAGUGUCGCAAUAGGUUUUUUUUGGGGGGGAGGGGGGAGAAAUUGAACCCGUUCGUUCUGGAAGGUGUUGGAUAUAUCACGGCAUGCGGGUCAUCCGUACCGACACCAGCAGUGGGGGCACUCGCAGCUCUUCUGCUCCGCCGCCACUUUCCUACGGGCCAGACACCGGACUACUCGACAGAGGCUACGCGGGCUCUUGCUCUGCCAUGCUGAAAGUGGCCCAAAUGUUAUUGUUGCUGGUCGGAUUCAUUUGUGUCAGAUCUUCACAGUGGACAGAUCACAAUGCAUACAGCUACUUUGAAUUUGUCUGCAUAUAUGACUUAAUUAUGAUCUUCAUCUUUUACAUUAUCUACAUCUUUAGAGCCUAUCAAAAGUUGACUUGCAUCAGCUGGCCACUUGCGGAGUUUCUUCAUUACCUAAUAGGUACCAUUCUGCUUCUUAUUGCAUCCAUUGUGGCAGUUGCAAAAAGCUCCAAUUCAGCAGGCCUGGUAGCUGGAGCGAUCUUCGGAUUCUUAGCUACAUUUAUGUGCCUCCUAAGUAUAUCGCUCUCUUACAAAAUCUCUUGUAACACUCAGUCAGCAGAUGCUACCGUGUAAAUCUUUUGCUACUUCAAAAUGUGCACACCUCUUGAGGGAAGAGCUUAGAAAAACAUGCAAGAUGGAAUGGUGUACUGAGAUGACUCUGAAAAGCAUUCUUACUGGGCCUAGAGUGCCAUCUUGUGGCACUUUUGAGCCACUUCUGGGGCUACUGUACAGCAGCCUGUUUCAUCCGGUCAAAUUUUUGGAUCCUGGGAGAGAAGAAUGGCUGCAGUAAAAGAUCCUUUGGGAAGGAAAGAAUCCAUAUUUUAAACAAAGAGAAAUUAUCCUCUUUUAAUUCCAGCUGCCAAUACUUCACAGAUUGAAGACCAAUCUUUAAGACCUAGACCACUAAGGAGAAUCCAAAUUAAAAUUCCAUUAAAAUGGAAAAUAUAUUCUGCAUCAACCCAGCUACGACAGGCAAAAAUUGGAAACAUUCAUCAUGAACCAACAACCGUUGCAUCUCAGAAAUCACCUUCUUACCUCUCUGCAUUUCCUGCCUUCGGGUUCUAGCUCUUAAAAUAGGCAUCUCGUUUAACCUGUGUGAAUAUGAGGCUGCCUUAAUAGGAUGGUUUAAGAUGGUUCCACCCCAAUUUUUGGAUUGUGCUCCCUUUAAUUAGUAUGAAUUUCUUUUGGGGGACAAGAUUUUAAAUGGAUUUGUUUAAUGAUACAGUUUAAAUUUUAUAUUCUUUUGAUUUCUUUUGCUUAGUUUUUAUUUCUCUUGCCAUGUAUUUUUAUUAUAUUUUUUAUAUAUUAUAACUGUAUACCUAUCAAUAUAAGAUCCAUUAAGAAUGAAGAAUGUU